AUGCAAAAUAAAAUUGAUCGGCUAGAGACAGAGAAUGGUGGACUUAACACAGUGGUGGAGGAGUUGCAGGCGUUUAUGCAUAGGAUGAUGGCACAACAGGGUGUUGGGACAUCCACUCAAACAUCUGCUCCUCCGGCACCUCCAGCUCCGUCUCCACAGCAGCAGCAUGAUGAUGCCCCUAUCAUUGGUAAUCAUCAUACAGACAGUGAUGAUGAUACAGAUGAUGAGCUUACUAGUUUAGGGUUUAGACAGGCACUUGAGGACAAUAAUCUUGUUAAAAUACCCACUGUUGGCUCUUUCUUCACAUGGAAGAAGGGCAGGGAGUCGAAUAAUCUGGUUAGAGAGAAGCUUGAUAGAGCCCUUGCUACUGAGGACUGGGCUCAUAAAUUUACUAAUGUUGUCUACUCGAUUGUUUAUGUUCCUAGAUCGGAUCACAAACCGUUGGUGAUUAAUUCAGCUCCUAAGGAUAAUAGGGGAGAUAGAAGGAGAUUUCGAUUUGAUAAUGCAUGGUUAGGUGAUGAGGUUCUGGCUGAGGUUGUUAAAGGAGCUUGGGUUAAUUCUAUACCACGCAACCUUUUGAUGAAACGUGAUGAUUUAGUUUCUGCUCUUUCGUUGUGGGGUAGGAUUAGAAAUAGAGAGUUUUGGCAAAAGAAGAAGACUAUACAGAGAUCAUUGGAUAAUGGGUCAAGUACUGUUUCUCACGCCUUUUUAAAGGAAGAUUGGAAUCGUCUCCUUGAGCAGGAAGAAGCUAGACUUAAACAGCAGGCGAAUUCUGUGGAUUGUGAAUGGGUUUUUGAGUUGGUGCCGCCCUUGAUUAGUGAUGCAGAUAAUGCUAAUCUUUGUGCUCCCUUUUCAAAUGAGGAAUUUAGAGCUGCUCUUUUUCAGAUGCAUCCAAAUAAGGCACCUGCAUUUUACCAGAGAUUUUGGCACUUGAUUGGCAAUGAUGUUUUCGAUGGUUGUCGCCUAUGGCUUCAACAAGGUACUUUUCCUUGUUCUCUUACUGAAACAUUGAUUGUUUUGAUCCCUAAAGUGGAUAGCCCUGAAACUGUUAAAGACUUUCCUCCAAUUGCGUUAUGUAAUGUGUUAUAUAAGAUUGUGGCUAAAGUUUUGGCAAACAGAUUUAAAAGGGUCCUUCCUAUGAUUAUCUCUGAGAAUCAGUCUGCCUUUAUUCCUCAUCGGCUGAUUACCGAUAAUGUUAUGGUUGCGUUUGAAAUGAUACACAAUAUGAAAAUUAAUAAGGGCAUAAAUAAUGGUAACUGUGCACUUAAAAUUGAUAUUUCUAAGGCUUAUGAUAUGGUAGAGUGGGAGUUUCUAAAAGGCAUGCUGAAACGAUUUGGUUUUUCUACUCAAUGGAUUAGGUGGUUGACUAUGUGCUUUUCGGAAGUCCCUUACAAUAUCAAUUUUAAUGGUGAUUGGAUUGGUCCUAUUGUGCCUGGUAGAGGUCUUCGACAGGGGGAUUCUAUUUCUCCAUAUCUCUAUCUGGUGUUUGCGGAAGAUGAUUUUCUGCUAUUUUUUAAUGCUAGACUGGAUGAAGCAGAUAAUAUUAAAUCUAUUCUCAAUACCUAUGCGGCUGCUUCUGGACAAGUAGUGAACUUCAACAAAUCUUGCAUUUUCUUCAGUCCCAAUGUGGUCUCCUCUGUAAGGUCUAAUAUCAGUAAUAUCCUGGAUGUUCAUUCACCAUUGAGUCAUAAUGCCUAUCUGGGGUUACCUUCUCUUAUUGGGAGGAACAAAAAAGCAAUUUUUGAUUUUCUGAAAGAAAGAAUGUGGAAGAGGAUUAAUUCAUGGAGUAGCAGAUUCCUAUCUCUAAAGCAGACAGGGAGUGAAACAGAGGAAGGUGUAGAAUCUAAAGAGGAAGAGGAAGAAGAAGAUGGCGACGGGGACGACGACGGUGACGAAGAUGACGACGGCGAAGACGACGAAGACGAUGAUGAGGGGGGCGAGGACGACAAAGACGACGAGGUUCAGGUCUUACAAUCCUCCAGAGGGCCACCGGUUCAGUCGGCGGAUGACGACGAGAACGACGACAACGAGGAUGACGAUGAAGAUGACGAUGGUGAAGGCGGAGACGACGAUGACGAUGACGAUGACGAUGACGACGACGACGAGGAGGAAAAUGAUGACGAGGAUGAAGACGGUGAAGAAGAGCUGAAGAAGUAA
This is a messenger RNA of Manihot esculenta (cassava), 2157 nucleotides long. RefSeq lists its product as uncharacterized. The record is from RefSeq and is a predicted model, not a curated record. The transcript is spliced from 5 exons. The coding region runs from base 1 to 2157 and encodes 718 amino acids. NCBI's taxonomy places the organism in Eukaryota, Viridiplantae, Streptophyta, Magnoliopsida, Malpighiales, Euphorbiaceae.